AUGAGUGAACGGGGAAAUCAAACCGAGGUCAAAGGUGAAAUCGAGAGCGAGAGCAUCACACGGAGCUCAAGUGAAGAGACUCCGGUCGAAGGUCAACUCCAUGAAAUAAUUAUCUUGAAUGUUGGCGGCAUUAAGCUCAUUUCACUGUUGUUGCUUUCUUUUUUAAUGUUGCAUCCGACCAACGGAAACGAAUAUUUCAUUGAUCGCAAUGGCUACGCGUUUCACUAUGUGAUGGAGUUUUACCGUACCGGGACGAUUGUUUGGAGGCCGGCACUGGAAUCUCCCAACUGUAUCCACUCCUGCCCGCGAAACUCCUCAACUCCUCACCCAAUCUCCUCGUCAUCAACCUCCUCCUACACAGAGAUAAACAAUGCCACAGUUCCAACCCGAGCUGCCGCGGCGUUUGUGGCUAUCUCGCCUCAGGCAACGUCGAACGGGAUUGGCUUCCCGAAUAACAUCCAACAGUCGGCCCUAAAACCAAUCACUCCGCCUUCGCCUCCCCCCUCAAACCCUGUCCCCCCUGAAAAGUCUUCGUGUUGUCACUAUCACAGCUCACCGCGUCCAUACAUUUCGUUGCCUGAACUUGAACAAGAAUUCAACUACUUCCAGAUACCCUUCACCUCUCAGGUGUCAGUGGCUCACAAGGCCGCCGGGGAACUGCUUGAUUCCUUCGCCUACGCGGUUCAAGAACUUUUGUGUGCCUCCAUCGCAAAGUUGAUAGAUCGCGUGUGGAUAACAUUCUAUCGCGACGGGUCUCAGAUGGAGUGCAUAAUACCGUCGCAAGUAAGCAAGCUGAGAGAGUUCAGCUUAAAUGGUUACUGCAUCAUCAAUCACUUCUACGAUGACAUCAAGAAAUACCUGGAAACC
Messenger RNA from Acaulospora colombiana, 867 nucleotides. The record is from the annotation of a GenBank genome assembly. NCBI's taxonomy places the organism in Eukaryota, Fungi, Glomeromycota, Glomeromycetes, Diversisporales, Acaulosporaceae.